GUUUCAGAUCAGUAAUGCUGAGUGCGUACAUUCCGCCAACCAGUUGCACUUUACAGCCGGGCAGCACAGUGAAGAAGCGGGAGACAUCGCCACGCUCGAUGAAGAAGAUAUCCUCAUUUAUUCAUUUCAACCGACAGAAACAACUGAAAGAGGCUGAGCAAUACUUGCGAGACCAGGCCCUGGAGCAGAGCAGGAAAGAGGAGGCAGUUAGGAGACAGCAGGAGGAGGACAGGAACUACUUACAGAACAUCUCUGACGAAAUCAACGACUUGAAACGGCGCAAAGCAGAUUUGGAACUGUUGAGAGCAAAGGAAUUCAGCGAACUUCAGAGACAUUUAACAUCGUCUAGUUCCUCCAACAGAGCGCCUCACCAUCAUCAACAACAACAGCAGCAGCACAGUAGCCAGAGACACCAGUCACAUCAUUAUGAGUCGUCUUCUGGACAACAGCAGAGCAACUUGGCCAGAGGAGCCCAUGAACACAAUUCACAAAUGCACCAUUUGAAUCAUAGAACGAGGUCACCCGGGAAUUCAGGUUCUUCGCAUGGCUCUGCUACUCGUGUGACCAAUGGAACCCGGGGAUCCCAAUCUAACCUAGACUACCCUGGAACGCAAUUCUCCCAACACAGUAACCCCCACCCUCAAUCCCAGUCCAUGCACAUGGGUGCAAACACACAUACCUUGCAUCAUACAAUGUCGCCAGGUGGUAACCCCUCCCAUUUGGAAGUAACUCCUACAAGUGGGGUAAGAAAGCGAAACAGGAGUCGAAGUCCCUCGCCGCAAUUGGUUAAAAUGUACAGUCAAGGCACACGAUCGACAACUCCUAGAGGUUCUUCGAUGUCACCAGUGGCACAUGCAGUUGCCAGUAUGAACCUACCACCAGGAGUGACUCAUAGCCAAGUUAGAGGCAUUUACGACGCAAACCAAGCACACUACAACGCCACGGCGGCAGCCACUCUGGCUAAUUUUCAAAACGCCACAGCACAACAAGCGUCUGCUGUGGGACAACAAGGAGGCAACUCCAGAUAUCCUGGGAACCCGCAGCUGCACGGGAGUAGCGUGGAACAGCACCUGUCGGCGUCGCAGUAUGGUAGACAUCAUGCACACUCGGCCAAUUUGGCGGGACAGGCAGUGGCCGCGGCACAACAGCAAUCGGCAGUUGCGGCCGCUGCGUUUCACCAGCAACACGGAGGAAGGCCGAAUCUGUCGCAAUAUUCUGUGUCGAGUCGAGAUCAUGGCAAUGUUCACGGUGGCAACAACAUCAAUCUAGGUAACCCCGCGAACAACGUCUCAAGUCAUCUUCACUUGAAAGGAAGGUGGCCAACUGGUCCUGGAGGAUAUGGAUUGUCUUAACACAGUUUUGAUGAAUUUACGCCGCGAAGCUCAUUAGAUCAUUAAAUUUGUGCAUUAUUGUUAAUUGUAUUCUAAACUUUAUUUUUUUAUACUGGGUAGUAGUUAUUCAUGUGAAGGUGGUAUUCUGCAAGUGACAGAAUUCUAAGAAAUAGCUUCCAUGAACUUGAAUUGAAGUUUCAGUCGUUGGAUGAAGUAGAUGGAACUAAUAUUAAAUUAAAAUAUUAGUAAAAUCA
Messenger RNA from Symsagittifera roscoffensis, 1585 nucleotides. RefSeq names its product signal transducer and activator of transcription C-like. The coding region runs from base 15 to 1352 and encodes 445 amino acids. NCBI's taxonomy places the organism in Eukaryota, Metazoa, Xenacoelomorpha, Acoela, Convolutidae. The transcript is spliced from 9 exons. The record is from RefSeq and is a predicted model, not a curated record.